Clarias gariepinus (North African catfish) is the source of this 3332-nucleotide messenger RNA. It is a transcript of the gene ap1g2, whose product is annotated as adaptor related protein complex 1 subunit gamma 2. Gene Ontology annotation, cellular component: AP-1 adaptor complex; membrane coat; Golgi apparatus. Gene Ontology annotation, molecular function: clathrin-cargo adaptor activity. Lineage: Eukaryota; Metazoa; Chordata; Actinopteri; Siluriformes; Clariidae. The transcript has 22 exons. The coding region runs from base 169 to 2556 and encodes 795 amino acids. Gene Ontology annotation, biological process: receptor-mediated endocytosis; Golgi to vacuole transport; intracellular protein transport. The record is from RefSeq and is a predicted model, not a curated record.
AGGGGAACAAAAUAAAGCGACUAGUGAACCCGCGGAGCCGGAUGGAGUCGGUACUGGUACUGGUGUAGUGGUGCUGGUGCUGUCUGGGUCUGAGCGCGCGUGCUGAUGGUGGUAUUUAAGGACGCCGUUAGCGUGUUGUGAAGGAGAUAGUGUUACCGAGGUCCAGACAUGGCCCCAUCAGUCCGCUUACAGGAAAUGAUCCGGGCAAUCCGGAGUGCCCGGACUCAGGCAGAGGAGCGGGCGGUUAUCCAGAGAGAGUGUGCUGCCAUCCGGGCUCAGUUUCGUCAGACCGACACCGAAGGGCGCUUUCACAAUCUAGCCAAGUUAUUAUAUGUGCACAUGCUGGGCUAUCCUGCACAUUUCGGUCAGAUGGAGUGUGUACACAUGAUCGCCAGCUCUCGAUACAGCGAGAAACGGAUCGGUUACCUUGGCGCCAUGAUGCUCCUGGACGAGAAGCAGGAUGCCAGCUUGCUUAUUACCAACUCCAUUAAGAAUGACCUUUCGCAGAAUAAUCAGCACGUGCAGUCUCUGGCCCUGUGCACUCUGGCGUGUAUGGGAUCUGCGGAGAUGUGUCGAGACCUGGCCCCUGAAAUCGAGCGCCUCCUCAGAUCCUCCAGCUCGUACAUCAGGAAGAAGGCGGCUUUGUGUGCCGUCCAUAUCGUGAGGAAAAUUCCUGACCUGGGAGAGAUGUUCACACCUGUCGCAGGCUCCCUGCUUACAGAGAGGAACCACGGUGUUCUACACGGCACCAUAGUUCUGAUCACGGAGCUGUGUGAUCGCAACCCUGACACUCUGGCGCAGUUCCGCAAGUCAGUUCCACAGCUGGUUCAGAUAAUGAAGGAUCUGAUCACAUCAGGUUAUUCUCCAGAACACAACAUAGCUGGAGUCAGCGACCCUUUCUUACAAAUUCGAAUUCUCAGAUUGCUCAGGAUUUUAGGUCGCAACAACGAUGGAGCAAGCGAUCUCAUGAAUGAUCUCCUGGCACAGGUUGCGACGAACACGGAUAGCAGCAAGACUGCAGGGAGCGCUGUGCUGUACGAAACAGUGCUCACUAUCCUGGACAUCAAAUCAGAAAGCGGUCUCCGGGUCCUUGCUGUGAAUAUUUUGGGACGGUUUCUUUUGAAUAACGAUCGCAAUAUCCGCUAUAUAUCGAUGACAUCACUCCAGAAGAUUGUUCAGACGGAUCACAAUGCAGUGCAGAGACACAGGGGUACUAUUGUGGACUGCCUGAAGGACCAGGAUGCCUCAGUUAAACGUCGCGCUUUGGAGCUGUCCCUAGCUUUAGUAACCGCGGCGAACAUCCGCACCAUGAUGAAAGAGCUGCUCGCUUUCCUCUCCACCUGUCCUCCUGAACUGCGAGCGAACACAGCGUCUGGCAUAUUCAACACAGCUGAAAGGUACGCUCCGUCUCAGCGCUGGCACAUCGACACCAUCCUGCUUGUCCUCGUCACGGCAGGAAGUGAUGUCAGAGACGAGACCGUGCCCAACCUAGUUCAGCUCAUCGCAACAGCGUCCAAGCUCCACUGCUACACAGUUCAUAAACUUUACAGAGCACUAAUUGCAGACAUUUCACAGCAAUCUCUGGUUCAGGUUGCCUGCUGGUGUAUAGGUGAGUACGGGGACCUGCUGCUGAAAGGAGAGUGCGAUGACAUCGAACCCAUUCAGAUAACAGAGGAUGAUGUCCUUGAUGCCUUGGAAACAGUCUUACAGUCACACAUGUCAUGGUCAGCAACCAGGGGCUUCGCAUUAACUGCCAUCAUGAAGCUGAGUACCCGCAUCACAUCUAAUGUGGACCGAAUCAGGAGUAUCGUCAGUAUCUACGGCAGCUGCAUCGAUCUGGAGCUGCAGCAGAGAGCCGUGGAAUACAACGCCCUCUUCAAAAAAUAUGACCACAUAAGGGCUGCUGUGUUGGAGAGGAUGCCAGUGGUUGAUAAGAACGUGCCUGCGUCCACCAACGGAGAUCUAAUCAGGGAGUCUAGUGAAGGUUCGGAUCAGCGCAAGCCUCUUGCCGGAGUGUCGGUUUUGCCUCUGGAACCAGCAAAUCAGGUGUGUGACCUUUUGGACUUGCUGGGUGAAACCGGUCCGCCUGUCCAGGAAAGCGGCGUAAACAACAACAACAACCUCAUCAAGAUGCCGAGCUCUACCAGUUCAAAUGCGAGUGAAAACCUGCUGGAUUUGCUGGGAGGUCUAGAGGCCACAUCUGCUCCUAGUGUGACGGUGUACGAUAACGGAGGAGUGAGCCUGAAACUUCAGUGUGACAGUGAGACAGAAACUGGCAUCACGGUCACUUUUACUGCUUCUAACUCCACGCAGAGUGAUGUCACCAACUUUACCCUACAAGCAGCGGUACCUAAGAGUGUGCAGCUUCAGAUGAAGGCUCCAAGUGGUGACGUGAUUCCUGCACAGAAUGGUGGUACGGUCACUCAGACUGUUCUACUCAACACUACCAACAAGGCGAGCCUAAAGAUGCGAGUUCGGGUGUCGUACUCCAAUCAGGGAACGGUCUGUCAGGAGACCAUACAGAUCGACUCCUUCCCAAACCCUGCUUGGAACUGAGUGUACGAUUUGCUUGGGCCUGAUACAGAAUCAGUUUUUAAAAGGGGUUGCAUUUGUUUUCUCGUCACAGCUACUGAUGUACAAAGAAUUCUACUGUAUUACAUCGCUGGUACAUUAUUACUGUAUAUAUUGGCGAGGGCAAUGAAAUAUAGUACUGUGUACAAGUCUUAGGCACUGAUGCAGAUUGUGUUAUACGUACAUGUUUAUCAUGUCUGCAUGAAUAUGUACAAAACAAUUCAAUAUUUCCAGAAAUACAUUUAAAAUGAAUAAAUAACAUUACAGAAGAAUAUUUGCAUGCAUGUAAAGAAAGCAUAUUUUCUGUUUCUCCCAGCUGUUUUAUUUAUAAAACUGCACAAAUCUGUAUUUAACACUACUGAUUAUUUGUCACACCAGAUACUGACCGUGUUUGUUUUAUUACACUUUAGUGAUCAUUAUAUUAUAUUUCAUUGGUUUAUUUUAUUUUAAGCAUCUUUGCUUAUGGUAUAUGUUUUGUUUGAUCCCAUGACGUUUAUAAAAUACUAGAAAUAAAACAGCUGUUAGGUUUUACUGAGUGUGCUGGAGAAUGAGUUCUUCUGCUAACUGUCACACUCGCACCUUUCUAUUUUCAUGCAAAACCCUGGAGGUUUAACCUUUUUUUAUUUUUUUUACUUUUUUCUCUUCUCCCCUCCACUUAAACCUGGUCAUGCUUGUAAAUAUUAAAUGGUUUUGUACAUAAUAAUACAGACAUGAUGAACACAUAUAAAAUGUGUACUAAAGAUAAGUACUACAGUGCCUAA